AUGUCUUCGAAAUUCUUUUUAAAAAAUAUUCAAUUGAUAACAUUCGAUGUUCACAAUGUUCUCUUAACAGUGCGAAAUGGUGCUCCUUAUCACUAUGCUCGUUUGGCUCGGCAACAUUUAAAUAUUCCAGCUAUUGACGAAAAUUUACUUCGAUCGAAUUUCUUUCCUGCUUUUCGAACAUUAAAUAUAAAUCAUCCAGGUUAUGGUGUUCAUACAAAUAUAUCGUCUCGUCAAUGGUGGACAUUAUUAAUUGAAUAUACAUUUAAAGAUUAUAAAUUAUCAUCAACACAAGUUGAAAAAUUAAGUCAAAUAAUUUAUGAUGAAUUUGCCAAAGGUGAAUUGUGGAUUAAACAUCCACAAGCAGAUGAUGUUUUAAAAGAAUUAAGCAAAAAGAAAUUACUUGGUGUUAUUUCAAAUUUUGAUGAACGUCUUGAAUCACUUCUUGAACAGCAUGAUGUACGAAAAUAUUUUCAAUUUAUUUUAACACCUCGAAAUUGUGGAUUAUAUAAACCACAAGUAGAAAUAUUUUCUCAUGCUGCAAAAUUAGGAAAUAUUAAAUCAAAUACUAAUCUAUGUCAUGUAGGCGAUGAUAUUAAACUUGAUUAUCGAGCAGCACAAAUAGCCAAUUGUCAAGUUUUACUACUUUGUAAAGAUGAAAAAUUAAAACAAAAUUUAUUAAAUGAACAUCAAGAUAUUGAUAGAAAUCAUGUGAUUUUGAAUUUUAACGAAGUACUGAAUAUAAUUAUUUAG
Molecule: messenger RNA, 750 nt
Organism: Rotaria socialis
Lineage: Eukaryota; Metazoa; Rotifera; Eurotatoria; Philodinida; Philodinidae
Source: the annotation of a GenBank genome assembly